AUGGCGGAAUGCACAGAUCCUCAGUGUUCUGCAAUCAAACCCUGUGAAGAAGACCAAGCUACAGGAUCACCAACUGAAAAGUGUCAGUUUUUUCCUGAGAAAAAUCAGAGGACUACAUCCUCAAUUAUGUUUUUCCAGGGACUUAAUGCAAUCACUGAGUUUUGUGACUCGAAGUCCCACAAUGAAGAAGCUCCCAAUAUGCAAAAUAAGAUGUGCAAGUCUAAGAGUGUUUGGGAGGUGAUUGAACAGUCCAAAGACUUCAAGGCCAGUGUGCCCAUGAGUGGCAGUGUUCCUCCAUCGACUACGUUUACUUACCUUCAAGGGGGAAAUCGAAUUGUCUGUCUCGUUCUGGAUACCGCACAAAGAAAGGACAGACUACGUCAGGCAGCAGAGCUUUUUAUUCUCCAGAUCAUUGAAACGGGUUCCCAGCUUGGAAUUGUGCAGUUUAAUAGUGCAGCAACUACUCUCCAAGAAUUAACUACUAUUAAAGAUGAUGCAACUCGAACUGCACUUACCAAACGUCUACCCAAUCUUGCAAGUGGCGGAACAAGCAUCUGUUCUGGAAUCAGGAAAGCAUUUGAGGAGUUCAAAAAACAAAACCCACAGAUAAAUGGUAACGAGAUAGUAUUGCUGACUGAUGGAGAAGAUGGUACAGUUGGUUCAUGUGUGAAUGAAGUUCAAACAAGUGGCACAAUCGUCCACACAAUAGCCCUCGGACCAAGUGCAGCUAAAGAACUUGAGACAAUGUCCAACAUCACAGGAGGCUUACAGUUUUCAGCCACUGAUAGUCUUGACUCCAAUGGACUCAUAGAUGCAUUUGCUGGAAUUUCUUCAAGAGAUGGAAAUACAACCAAUCAGGCUCUUCAGCUUGAAAGUGCUGGAAAGAGCACUCCUAGCAAAGACUGGCUAAAUGGAACUGUGCCCAUCGACAGAACAGUUGGGAACGAUACCUUUUUUGUGGUGACGUGGCAGGCAGAUCAACCUACUAUUUCUGUAUUCAGCCCAACUGGAAUUGACCACAGUGCUAGUUUUGCUGUAGAUGUAGAUUUAAAAGUGUCUCGUUUGAAAAUCCCUGGGACAGCAAAGGCAGGAGACUGGCGCUAUCACAUUUACAAUGUAAAUUCUGCUGCUCAGACACUGACUAUGACGGUGACAUCUCGUGCAGCAAAUGCAAAUGACCCUCCAGUGACUGUUAACGCUCAUAUGAAUGCAGACAGUGCUGAUGCAAAAAGUCCAAUUAAAGUGUAUGCUGAAGUGAGCAAAGGAUAUUUACCAGUCCUGGGGCAACAGUCACAGCUUUUAUCGAAAGUAACACAAAUAAUCAAGAGCUUCGGCUGUGCAGAUGCCAUCAAGAAUGAUGGUGUCUAUUCUGGUUACUUUAUUAAUUUCAGUGGCAAUGGUAGAUACAGCCUAAAAGUAAAAGUUCAAGGAGGAGAAAGUGUGACAAGACUGUCUGACCGAAAGGGGACUCGUGCCUAUUACAAUCCUGGAUACUAUGUAGAUGGUAAAAUUGAAAAGAACCCAGACAAACCCCCAGUACCUGAAGAAGACCUUCAAACUGAUUUAGGAAACUUCACCAGGACCACUACUGGAGGCGUAUUUGUGGUGACAGGCUCACCGCCUGGCGCACAGCCUCCUGUCUUUCCACCCUGCCAAAUAACAGACCUGGAUGCAAAUAUUAAAGAUGAAAAGGUUUUUCUCAAAUGGACAGCACCUGGAGGAAACAUGGACCAAGGCACAGCCGCAAAGUAUGAAAUACGGAUGAGUACAACUUAUCAAGACCUGAAAGAUCAGUUUGACAAUGCCACAGUUGUAAAUACAUCUAAUGUUGCGCCUCAAGAAGCAGGCAACAUGGAAUCGUUUUCUUUUAAACCUGAAGACAUUACUAUAGAAAAUGGAACAAUCAUUUAUUUUGCUGCAAGGGCUGUUGGCAGCUCUUCUCUUAUGGCAGACGUUUCCAACAUCGCCCAAGGACAAAUGGUACUCCCUUAUAUCCCUGCAGUGCCUGACCCUAACCCUAACCCUAACCCUGGUACUUCCGAGGGGACAGGUGGUAUAAAUAUUACAACUCUUGUUUUAGCUAUAACAUGCUCCAUUGCUGGCAUCUGCAUUAUUGCAAGCAUUAGCAUGUGUAUUGUAAAGAAGACUCAAAGAAGAAGAAUAGCUCCAGCCGUAUGA
Polypterus senegalus (gray bichir) is the source of this 2178-nucleotide messenger RNA. RefSeq names its product calcium-activated chloride channel regulator 1-like. Gene Ontology annotation, molecular function: intracellularly calcium-gated chloride channel activity. NCBI's taxonomy places the organism in Eukaryota, Metazoa, Chordata, Cladistia, Polypteriformes, Polypteridae. The record is from RefSeq and is a predicted model, not a curated record. The coding region runs from base 1 to 2178 and encodes 725 amino acids. The transcript is spliced from 10 exons.